AUGCGGGAGUCCCGGACAGGGCUCGGCUGGCCCGGGCUCGGCCCCCCUUCGCCCGCGGGCCCGGGCUCUUUCACGGAGGCGGGGCGCGUCCCGGGUAGGCCCGGACGUCUGUCCGCAGCGGUGGUCGGCUUCUGCGUCAUGUUCAACCUAUGGGAGUACAUUGCAGAGCAGCUUUUGAGCACGCAACGGUACAUCCUGGAGUCUAAGCACAGAGAUAGAGUCCACAGGACGAAAGACGAGGUCAGGGAGGAUAUGAUGAAGAUUCUCGGGGAUAUCAAGCUCGUACAGUCCGCCCUUGGCCGAGACCGUCGCGACGAGCGCGAUGACGACAUCGUGAAUGUGGAUAUAGAUGUGGAGCCUCGGGUCACGUACAUUCAGGUUCCUUCGGGCAUCGUCGACGUUGAUGGGGCAGUUGCGCUGUCUGGCAUGAGCUUGGACACAGGCUUGGCCUUCUGCUCUGACCCUGCUGCCGCGUUCCCGUCGGCGGAGCCCCAGUUUGUCAUUGCAGGCGUCGCUGGCUUUGCCCUGCUGGUUGCGGGCCGCGCCCGUGCAUGCCUCGACCGGGGCCUGUCCGCGCGCCGGGCCGCGGCCAGUUGUCGCCCAGCGGCGCUUAGGGAGGAGCUGGCAGCGCGGGACGCUGCAGUGUCGGGGUUCCGGGGUGUGCUGCUCCCUGGUCUGCGGGCCUACGCGGAGGUGCAGCACAGGUCACAGAGGUGGCCUCCGCUGCUCACUGGAGUGGCCAAGUCAGUGAGCAUGUGCACGCAGACCGAGGCGUGGGCGCAGAUGGGCCAGUGGGCUCGUGCGGGUGCGUAUUUCCCCUGGUACUUCAUACGCGGCCUGACGACCGGCAUCGCGGGGGCGGGCAGCCUCUUCAUCGCGAGGAGCACAGGCGUGCCCCAGCACCUGCUCAUCGCCUCGCGCGGCGUGGGGCUCACGCUGGGCCCCAUAGCGAUGGGCGACCUGCUCGGGCGGGCCGUGUGGAGCGGCAACGCGGAGUGCGCGUUCGCGCUGGCCCUGGCCGUCAAGAUGGCCACCGAGCUCGCCAUCCCGAGGCUUUCCAGCGGCCUGGCGCUGUGCUUCACCUUCUUUCUCUGCGGCUGGGCGAUGGCCGUCCUGGACACGCUCGGCAGCAUCCUGGUGACGCGCAUCCACGGCGAGAGCUGCAGCGGCACCUUCGCCCGCCUAGACAUGGCCUACAGCGUGGGCUGCGCCGUCGCCCCCUUUGUCGUGGUGGCGGUCCACGAGAGGGCCUGGCCGUUCCUCGCCGUCACGGACUUGGUGCUAGUGGCCGUCAUUGUUCGGAAGAGGCUGCUGCGGGGCAAGCCGCGGAACUGGAAGGCCAAGAUACGGGGCCUGCCCUACGAAGGACGCGCGUGCGGCAGGCUGGGCUCGGACGUGCGCCUCCGAGGGGGCGCAUGGUGCUGGGAUGGCCUCGUGCUGCGUCCUGCCCCGCUCCUCAAGGUCGUCCCGUUCAACCUGCGCAUCGCCGCGUGCGCCCGCGGGGCCGCCUGGGCAGAGGCCCUGCGCCUGCUGCUCGAGAUGCGCCGGCGGGGCCCGAGGCCCGACAUAGUGAGCUACAACAGUGCCGCGCACGCGUGCGCAGCCGCGACCCUGUGGCAGCGCGCCGCCGGCAUCUUGUGGACCCUGAGGCGGGGCGGCGGGCCCGCGCCAGACGCGGCGACCUUUGCGGCCGUCGUGAAGGGCCUCGGCAAGGGCGCCGUGUGGCAGCGCGCAGUCGCCGUGCUCGCGGACAUGGGCCGCGCCCGGGUGCGCCAAGACACCCUGAGCUUCGUCUCGGCCAUCGACGCUUGCGGGAGCGCGGCCUGCUGGCCAGCUGGCAUCGCGCUGCUCGGGGAGAUGCUCCGCUGCGGCCUCCCGCUGGGCAUCCACGCGCUGAGCGCGGUGGCCACGGCCUGCGUGCGGGGCGCGCGCUGGCAGGGCGGCCUGGCGCUCCUGCACGGCGCUGCCGCCGCGGGGCUGCGGCUGGACGAGGUCGCCAUCGGUGCCGGGCUGCAGGCGUGCGCCGCGGGGGCGCGGUGGGACGUCGGCCUGUCGCUCCUCGAGCGGGCGUCGCGCCAGGCCGUCAGGCAGGGCGCGCCGCUGCUCGAGGCGGCGGUCGCGGCGUGCGCCGCCGGCGGCCAGUGGGCCCGGGCGCUGGCCCUGCACGGGCGGCACGGCGCGCCGACCGCCGUGGGCUGCAACCACGCCCUCACGGCCUGCGAGCGCGGGCGGCAGUGGCAGGCGUGCCUCCUGCUGCUGCGCGAGAUGCCGCGGGCGAGGCUGGCCGCGGACGCCGCCAGCUUCGUGGCCGCGGCCCGCGGCGCGGCCGCCGCGCCGUGGCCCCUCGCGCUGGCGCUGCUGUCGGAAGCGCGGGCGCGGGGGCUGGCGCUCGGCUCCUUCGGGGCCCUCGCGGCGGUGGGCGCCUGCGCCAGCGGCGGCCAA
Prorocentrum cordatum is the source of this 2442-nucleotide messenger RNA. The record is from the annotation of a GenBank genome assembly. Lineage: Eukaryota; Dinophyceae; Prorocentrales; Prorocentraceae.